GUGAUGUGAACACAUUAAAUCGGCUUUCUUAACGGAUUAAAAAAAUAUCCCGGUGGUCUGGCGUUCAAGUUUAUGGAGGAAUGACACUCAAAGGUCUGCGGAGAAAAGUUGAAAACGGGAUCAUUUGACUCAAGUGUGGAUGAUCACACACAGCCAUGGUGACUAAAGGAUCUUUGCGGAUAUCUGAAUGAAGUCAUUGUGCAAUGGGGACUCGGAGAAACGGCUUCAGCAAACGAGAGACGUUCAUUCUCUCUGUUGAUGUGGGAACAACCUCCAUCAGGUGCCAUGUGUACGAUAAGAGCGCCAGGAUCAGGGGGUCCUGCUCCACGAAGGUGUCCCUGCUCUAUCCUCAGCCUGGAUGGGUGGAGAUUGACCCCGAGGAUCUGUGGAAAGGGUUUGUGACUGUAGUCAAAGGAGCAGUUCAAGACUCGGGCUUACAGAUGUGCCAAAUGGAAAGUCUUGGCAUCUCAACCCAGAGGGCAACGUUCAUCACAUGGGACAGAAACACGGGAGAACCGUUUCAUAAUUUCAUCACGUGGCAGGACUUGAGGGCAGCCGAGUUGGUGAGAUCGUGGAACAGGUCGUGCACUAUGAAGACGGUACACGGAGUGAUGAAGAUGCUGCACUUCCUCACCAGGCAGAAGCGGUUCCUUGCAGCCAGCCUGGUAGUUUUUACCACCCAGCAUGUGUCACUGCGUCUCGUCUGGGCCUUGAACAAUAUCCCUCAGUUGCGACAGGCAGUCGAAGACGACUCCUGUUAUUUUGGGACCAUAGACACCUGGCUUCUGUACAAACUGACUAAAGGACUGGUUCAUGCUACUGAUUACUCUAAUGCCAGUGCAACAGCAAUAUUUGAUUCCUAUCAGAUGUGCUGGAGUGGAUUUCUUUGCUCACUCCUCUCUAUACCUCUGUCCAUCCUCCCCAGUGUGCAGAACACCAGUCAUAAAUUUGCCACAUGUGAUCCUUCCAUAUUCGGGGUGCCCAUCCCAGUCAUGUCUGUUAUGGCAGACCAACAAGCAGCCAUGUUUGGAGAAUGCUGUUUUGACAUUGGUGAUGUGAAAAUUACUAUGGGCACAGGGACCUUCAUGGACAUCAAUACAGGAAACAAACCACACACUUCUGUAGCUGGCCUUUAUCCGCUGGUGGGUUGGAAGAUCGGUGCUGAUGUUGUGUAUCUGGCUGAAGGUAAUGCUGCUGGAACAGGUGCAGCCAUUAAAUGGGCCCAAGAUCUAGAGCUCUUUUCUGAUGUGAAGGAGACCGAGGCUAUAGCCACUAGUGUGGAAGACGCAGACGGCGUGUAUUUUGUGCCUUCUUUCAGUGGCUUACAGGCCCCUCUGAAUGAUCCUAAAGCUUGUGCCUCUUUCAUGGGCUUAAAGCCUUCCACAACCAAGAGACAUCUUGUUCGAGCCAUUCUGGAGUCCAUAGCAUUCAGGAACAAGCAGCUCUUUGAUAUCAUGCUUCGAGAAACCCGUAUUCCUAUCACUAAAAUCAGGGCAGAUGGAGGUGUUUGCACCAAUAAUUUCAUCAUGCAACUCACAGCCGAUCUGUUGGGGCGCAAGAUAGAACGUCCAAGUCACUUUGACAUGUCCUGCCUUGGAGCUGCUUUUGUUGCAGGACUAGGAACAGGCUACUGGAGGAACCAAGAAGAGCUGAAGAAGCUUUUGACCACUGACCAACAUUUCCUUCCCCAAAGGAGUAAAGCAGAUUGGGACAAGGGCGGCCCAUACAGAGGUGCACUGCAGAGCUGGGAGAGGGCUCUUCAGCGCUCCAUGCACUGGUACAGCCAGCCCUGAGUUACCAGAAUACAGGUCUCUUCUGUAAACUCCAUGCUCAUGUCAACGGGUUUAGGGCAGUACUCUCUGUAACGGAGAAAAACACUUGAACAGUAUGAUGCAAUUUCCAAUCUGGAUUUGGAAACCUGCAUAUCAAAGGUUAGUUACAGUUUUGGCAAAUCACGGGGGAUUUUACAGAUUUACAACUUGUUUGUGUAAAUCCAAAUCACCCAGUUGUGGAUCCAGUGAUAUGAUGAUGAUGAUGAAGAUGAUGAAGAGGCAGGCUGCAGCACAUUCCUACUCCUAGUAUUAUGAUUUUGCCAAUCAAUAUUUUAGUCAUUAGGCACUAAAAACCUAUCAGUGCCUUAAUCAGACUACCGUUUUUUUGUUGUUUUGUUUUUUUAAAUAUGAACACAAAUUUAUUUAACUGGCUAUGUGUUAACACAGUGCAUCCAUGUUAGUGUAUAGUAAUUUAUACAAACAUUCAUUAAUUCUUUUGUAAUUUAGACAUGUAAUUUUUGUUAAUUUUUUCUAAUUGCAUAUAUAGUCUUGGCAUUGUGUAGGUUAUUUUUUUUUAUCAAAUGUACCUCAUAAUACAAAAUGAAGGCUCAAAACAUGCAAA
This is a messenger RNA of Carassius carassius (crucian carp), 2394 nucleotides long. Its product is annotated as putative glycerol kinase 5. NCBI's taxonomy places the organism in Eukaryota, Metazoa, Chordata, Actinopteri, Cypriniformes, Cyprinidae. Gene Ontology annotation, biological process: glycerol-3-phosphate biosynthetic process; triglyceride metabolic process; glycerol metabolic process. Gene Ontology annotation, molecular function: glycerol kinase activity. The record is from RefSeq and is a predicted model, not a curated record. Bases 204 to 1793 code for a protein of 529 amino acids. The transcript is spliced from 16 exons. Gene Ontology annotation, cellular component: mitochondrion.